AUGUUUGAAGAUGUAAAAUCAGAAUCUAUCGAAAGUAAUCAAAAGGUAAUAUAAAAUAAAAUUAGAGAAUGAUGAAUUGAAUUAAGAACUGUAACAAUAUUGGAAAAAAAUUAUUACAAAUUUGGGCGAAAAUUUUUUACAUUUACAAAAAUUUAGCAAAGAAUGUGACUCUCUAGAGAUAAUUUAGUCAUUAAAUUUAUUAGAAUAGGCAAAAAGAGAUCAAAUUUGCAAAUAUGAUUAGAAUGAAAUCUCAUCAUAGUUUGAAUUGUUAAAAUCUUAAUCAAUAAAUAAUAAUUAAGAAAUGUAAUAGCACUUAGAUGGAAUGCUCUAAAUGAUAGAAAAGUAAUAAUAAAUUGAAUAGAAAAACAAUGAAAUGCUUAUUAAACUGAUGAAAACGUAAGUUGAUAACUCGAAGAAAUUAACAGAUUUAUAAAUAGAUUUGUAAAGAGAAAAUACUAAUAAAUAUUCUUCUAACAUUCUUAAUUUAAGGGGAUCUAUGAUUGAUAAGGCCAAAUCAACGAUUCCCUAUUCAGCUUACAAUUCACCAGACAAUAGAGAAAUUAGGUAGCAAAGUAUGUAUAAUAAUUUACUGUCAAAUAUUAAGUUAACCCAUGUUUCUGGAACACAUAAUGAUAAUAAUACUCAUUUAAGAAAAGUUAGUAAAAUAAAUCCUCUUUUUUGA
Messenger RNA from Paramecium pentaurelia, 682 nucleotides. NCBI's taxonomy places the organism in Eukaryota, Ciliophora, Oligohymenophorea, Peniculida, Parameciidae. The record is from the annotation of a GenBank genome assembly.